Molecule: messenger RNA, 1610 nt
Organism: Ananas comosus (pineapple)
Lineage: Eukaryota; Viridiplantae; Streptophyta; Magnoliopsida; Poales; Bromeliaceae
Product: mitochondrial outer membrane import complex protein METAXIN
Exons: 6
Coding region: 100-1146 (348 amino acids)
Biological process (GO): mitochondrion organization
Cellular component (GO): SAM complex
Source: RefSeq, a predicted model, not a curated record
UUUCCAUACCCUCUUCGUCAUCUUCUUCUUCUUCCUCCUCCCCCAAACCCUCUUCGAAUCCAAACCCUCGUCUCCACCUCCUCUGUCGAUCUCAAUCCCAUGGGCGACGCCGCGAAGAGCGCGGCGGAGGCGGCGGAGGAGGCGGCGGAGGAGGGGCGGCGCCGCCGCCUCGUCCUCGUGGCGAGGAAGGGUGGAUUCGGCCUCCCCACCGCGUGCCCAUCGUGCCUCCCCGUCUACCUCUACCUCCGAUUGGCCCGCGUCCCCUUCGAUCUCGAGUUCGAUCUCGCCUACCCAGAUGCUGAUCAUAUUCCUUAUGUUGAGUACGGCGAUUAUGUGGCUUUCAACAGUGAGAGAGGAGGGGUGAUCGAAUGCUUAAAAGAAGACAAAAUCGUGGACCUUGACAGCUCAAAACUUGCGAGCCAUCUAAUUCCUGAAUUGUUAUCUACGAAAGCGAUGGUCACUUCAUGGCUUGCAGAUGCAGUGCAGUAUGAACUAUGGGUGGCCAUCGAUCGAAGUGUUGCCCAUAAAAUAUACUUCUCUGAUCUUCCUUGGCCAAUUGGAAAGGUUCUUCACUGGAAAAAAUCUAGAGAAGUGAAACAACUACUCAGUAUAACAAAUGUCAAUGCUGAAGAAAAAGCGGAAGAGAUUUAUAGAAACGCGAAUUCGGCUUACGAUGCUUUGUCUAUGAGGUUAGGGGAUCAGGUCUUUUUCUUCGACAACAGGCCCACAGAAGUGGAUGCUCUUUUCCUUGGACAUGCGCUUUUUGUCCUCCACGUUUUGCCGGAUACCUCUGUGCUUAGGAGCAAUCUUUUGAAGCACGAGAAUCUAGUAAAAUACGCUGAGCAUCUUAAGGUUGAUUUGUUGGAGAACGGCUCGUCGUCGUCGUCGUCAUCACUACCAAUACCCCCAUUCGAAACAUCAACAUCAUCGACGCCCAGAAGAAGGGCCUCCCCUGGAUGGAGCUCUAAGCCAAAACCGAAAACCAAAAGAGAGCGAACAGAGGAAGAGAAAACGUUCCGAAGAAGAGCAAAGUAUUUCCUCGCAGCACAGUUAGCCGCGGUUCUUGUAUUCCUAUCCCUCAUGGGAGGGGCUGACAGCUCCGAGCUCGACAACGGCGAUGAUGAGAUGGCCUACGAAGAAGAAUAGAAUCUUCCCUCUGUUGUAGUACAAUUUUAUUCGUUCUUGUCAAUUCCUCUGACAAGCAAUAACUUUUCCUUGUAGUGAGGAUUCACUGCCCCCCACCACCGCCGCCGCUUAAACAUUUCCAUAGAUUUUGCGAUUUUAACCAACUCUUUACAUCUGGAUGUUGCUCCGUUGCGACAUAUAUCAUCAUGGGUUUGAGUUACAGAAGCGGUGGCCUCUCGUGGUGAAUCGGAGUAAUGCCGCGUACGAUUCGCCCUUCGGAUAGUGAGUUUUGUGCAUUGGGUCAAGGUCACCCCUUUCUAUUUCUCAUGCUUUUUAGUAGGGUUUUUUAAAUGAAAUUGAUCUUUUGAUGAGCUUUUCUUCAACUUAAUGGGAAGGUCCAUGACUUCAUGUAUCAUGCUACAUGCAUUGAAUCUUCUUUUUAUACAUGGAUAGCAAAAUGCUCCCUACUUUGUUAGCUCUAUAAA